UUUCAAAUGAAACGUUUGACAGUUCAGCCUCGUUUUCAUCAAAGUAAUCUCCAUCUUUAUAUAGCCUCAAUUUAUACACUGUCCGACCGCGGAGCGAUAUAUCAGCGCUUCCUCUCAGUGGCAAAUCUCGGAGUUAAGAAGCCCAUCCCAAAGUCCAGACCAGUUAACCAAGUGACGGAUGCGUAACUGAUCCGCCGCUCGCCCCCGUUGAUAAACAAACCAAUCGACAAUUAGCACAGAGUACUCUCUAUCUUGGUUGCGCUCAGGAAAUAUAUCGCUCUUCUAUUUUAAUCCAUGUACAUCGGAGUCUGCACCUUUGAUCAGCCCCAUGAGCUCGUCCCAUUUUCCCACCCCGACUCUGGCUGAACCGCAUUCAGAAUCAGACGCAGCCACACAGUCUGAUGUGUCAUAUCACCUUGCACGUGAACAAAUGAGCGAUAGGUAUGAUGAAGGCUGUGGCGAUGAAGAUGAGGAUCGAGAUUUUGAACCUGAAUCGGAGGAGUGGGAAGAAGAAGAUGAUGAUGAAGAUGAGGAGGAUAACCUAGACCAUGAGCUCCUCGAAGACGAGGCAGUGCGCGAGCUACUAGACCAAGAAGAUGGAGAUGUACACAUCGAAUUUACGGUGGAGGACAGCGACCAAGCUGAAGAUGCGGAAGGUGAUAACACUACCCGCACUGGCGCUACUCGAGUAACAACAGAACAGUUAUUUCGGUUACUGGGGGCAACUGGACUCAGACGCAUCUUGCAGACACAUGGAUUAUGGAGAGGACAGGCUUCUCACAACGAAGAUGAUGAAGAUGCAUUUGUUUUUGGUUCUUAUGGCUUCAGGAGACGACGAAGGCAGAAGCCCGUUGAAGAUCUAUACCCCAAAAUUCCCAGCGAAGCGGGAGCUGAAUUAAUGGUGUCCGGAACGUUCGGCAGUAACCCAUACUAUCUCGAUAGAAUUAAGAAUAGAAGAACAAAAUUUGGGACAAAAAUGUUGUGGAGAGAGUUGGGCUUAGGGCCUCGUGGCGCCGACUUGAGAGCUGCCAGGGCGAUUCCGCAGGGCUUAAUUCCGAGCUCCGUCCCGGACAAAAUCGUACACUUUGAUUCUCGAUGCUAUUCGGGACAGUUCUCCGACGAUGGUAAUUUUUUCUUUUGCUGUGGCCAGGAUUUCAAAGUCCGGAUGUAUGAUACUUCUAAUCCUUGCGACUGGAAGUACUACAAGACAGUUGAGUGUCCAUUUGGCCAGUGGACCAUUACAGACGCUUCGCUAAGUCCAGAUAAUAAGUAUCUGGCUUGUAGCUCUAUCAGUAAUGUUGUGUGUUUGGCUAGCACAGAUCCAGCAUCAAGCGCGGAUCCGCAUAUAUUGGAUUUUGCUAAAUCUAGACGACUUCGAGGUCCCAAUCUUCAAGGAUUCAAUCAUCCUGCAAGCGGGGCCUUUGGUAUAUGGUCUAUUCGAUUCUCAGGCGAUGGGCGGGAAAUUGUUGCUGGAACUUCAGACCGCUCCGUUGUCGUAUAUGACAUCGAAACACAGCAGCCGAUCUUACGGCUUCAAAACCAUGAAGAUGAUGUGAAUGCUGUCUGUUUUGGGGACAACUCGUCCCCGCAUAUUCUCUAUUCUGGAUCCGAUGAUACAACCCUAAGGGUUUGGGACCGACGGUCCAUGGCAGACGGGCGAGAAGCAGGAGUAUUUCUCGGCCAUACAGAAGGCUUAACUUUUGUUGACAGCAAAGGGGACGGUCGAUACGUGCUCUCCAAUGGAAAGGACCAGCUGAUGAAAUUAUGGGACCUUCGGAAAAUGAUGACCAUUUCGAAAUUCGAUACAAUUGAUCCGAGUAGAUAUUCCACUGGAUUCGAUUACAGAUUUAUGAAUUUUACGGAUGAGGACUAUCAACCACACCCGUAUGACUGUUCUGUGGUUACAUUUCGUGGGCACAGCGUUCUGAGAACGUUGAUCAGAUGUCAUUUCUCACCACCACAGAGCACCAACUCUAGAUAUGUCUACACUGGCAGUGAAAGUGGAAAGGUCUAUAUAUAUAACCUGGAUGCUACUAUUGCCGGAAUAGUGGAUGUCGCAAAAGCAACAUACCUAACUCGACCCAUGGACCCGGAUAUUUAUGGCCCAGCAUCCCAUUAUAGGAGACUCGAUAAUCAAUGGAAGACCGUCGUCCGGGAUGCAAGUUGGCAUCCGAGCGCUCCUAUCCUAGCAGCCACUUCUUGGAAUGGAUGGGGCAUGUCCAUGGGAACGUGUACUGUACAUUCCUGGAAUGAUGAUGCUUUAGAUGAUGAAGGUGAUCCGUCUCUUGGCCAGAGCUAUAACGCGCGUUUGGAAUACGUCGAAUCCUUUAAUCGAUUUAGUGAUUUAAACCGCGAUAGCGAUCACGGGCUGAGAAGUCAACCAGUUCACCGACAGACUCGGCAGUCAGAUGCUGGAGAAUCGUCGGAAAGUAUUUGGUAACGCGACAGGAAUCCCCGAUCAUAUAUCGCGCAAUAUACUUUUCAAAAUUGUAUAUAACGUUCACGGUGUUUCCCCCCGGAUUUGGCCCCCUGCGAUGAUACCGUAGAUAGAGCCAGAUCAAGAAAUAAAACAGUGCAAGAAAA
Coccidioides immitis RS is the source of this 2583-nucleotide messenger RNA. RefSeq names its product WD repeat protein. Gene Ontology annotation, biological process: proteasome-mediated ubiquitin-dependent protein catabolic process. Gene Ontology annotation, molecular function: protein binding. The coding region runs from base 329 to 2440 and encodes 703 amino acids. NCBI's taxonomy places the organism in Eukaryota, Fungi, Ascomycota, Eurotiomycetes, Onygenales, Onygenaceae. Gene Ontology annotation, cellular component: Cul4-RING E3 ubiquitin ligase complex. The record is from RefSeq and is a predicted model, not a curated record. The transcript is spliced from 6 exons.